Messenger RNA from Nannospalax galili (Upper Galilee mountains blind mole rat), 10150 nucleotides. It is a transcript of the gene Map2, whose product is annotated as microtubule associated protein 2. The transcript has 18 exons. Gene Ontology annotation, molecular function: microtubule binding. Gene Ontology annotation, cellular component: neuron projection. Lineage: Eukaryota; Metazoa; Chordata; Mammalia; Rodentia; Spalacidae. Gene Ontology annotation, biological process: neuron projection development; microtubule cytoskeleton organization. Bases 499 to 6495 code for a protein of 1998 amino acids. The record is from RefSeq and is a predicted model, not a curated record.
GCAAACCGCUAAAUCCUAAACCAGGGCUGCAUCCUAUUGUCAGUGAAUGAUGGCGGAGCCCAGUGGCUUGUCGUCAUUCUCGAAAAUUCUGAGACUAGUGAGCUCUCUCUCCCUCUCCCACUCGCCUUAUUUUCCUUUCCGCCACUGCGGGGACUUUUUCUAAUUUGCAGCUUCCCUUCCCCUGACACACACACACACACACACAGACAGGAGCUGGUGGCUUACAGACUGCGUCUGUCUGGAGCUAGAGAGGCACAGAACAGGGGGAGUGCUCCUGGAGGAUUCUGCAGCAGUCUUACAGACUAGACUUGGGGGGCAUUGCUGCAUUCUCACUGAUCCUUCACCUUGUCUCUAACGGAUGAAGCAUUGAUUGGAAACUACUCAAUCAGAAAAUUAAAAGAAAGAACCCAGAACAUACUAUCAACCAUUUGAGAACACAGCAUAACUAACUAUAUUUUACCAUUUCCUUGAACAGGAGGCAGUACAGAGCUCUGAAGCAUGGCAGAUGAGCGGAAAGAAGAAGCAAAGGCGUCUCACUGGACGGCAGCUCCCCUCACAGAGGCAGCUGCACACCCGCACCCACCCGAGAUGAAGGACCAAGGUGGCGCAGGGGAAGGACUGGUCCGCAGCGCCAAUGGAUUCCCAUUCAGAGAGGAGGAGGAGGGUGCCUUUGGGGAGCAUGGGUCACAGGGCACCUAUUCAGAUACCAAAGAGAACGGGAUCAAUGGAGAACUGACCUCGGCAGACAGAGAAACAGCAGAGGAGGUGUCUGCAAGAAUUGUUCAAGUGGUCACCGCUGAGGCUGUAGCAGUCCUGAAAGGUGAACAAGAGAAAGAAGCCCAACACAAAGACCAGCCCACGGCUCUGCCUUUAGCAGCUGAAGAGACCGCUCAUUUGCCACCUUCCCCACCACCAUCGCCAGCUUCGGAGCAGAUCGUCACAGUGGAGGAAGAAGAAGAAGCACUAGAGGGUGCGAUGACUGAGGAAACUGAAACUGCUGCUCUUCCUGGGAAAGAGUGUGGGGCUAAGUCCUCAGACCAACCCCAGGGCCUCAGUGAGGGCCAAGUGGAGUCUAGUACAGAGACCCAGAUAGUUCCAGAAGACAGUGCCCUGGCAGGGGCUCCACAUGAAAAAUGUGUAAAAGAGGUGGCGGAUCUGUCUCCAGAAGUCAAAACCCCUUCCUCUGCCAAGGAAGAUUUACUUACAGCCUCGAAGAUGGAGUUCCAUGUCCAGCAGGAAGUGACUCCCUCUACAGCAGAGCCUUUAGACAAGAAGGAAAAAGAGUCAACGAUGCAAAGUAAGCCUGGUGAAGACCUUAAACAUGCUGCCUUAGUUCCUCAGCCAGAGACAACUGAAACUUCUUGUGAUCAAAAGGACCUCCAAGGCACAGAGGGAGAAAAAUCUCCUCCCAUUCUGUUUGGGCAUGCUCUUGGUGCCAGCCUUGAAGACGUAAAACAGAAUACAGAACCAAGCCUUGUAGUGCCUGACAUUGGCCUCUCUACACAACAUCCAGCCCCAAAAGAGCAAAAAGACUGGUUCAUCGAAAUGCCAAUGGAAUCGAAGAAAAAUGAGUGGGGUUUAGCUGCUCCAAUAUCUCCUGGGCCCCUGACACCCAUGAGGGAAAAAGAUGUGCUUGAGGAUAUCCCAAGAUGGGAAGGGAGGCAGUUUGACUCGCCCAUGCCAAGUCCCUUUCAAGGUGGAAGCUUCACCCUUCCUUUAGACACCAUAAGGAAUGAAAGAGUCACAGAAGUAUCGCCUUUUGCCCCUCUCCUCUUCCAACCAGAUGACAAAAUAUCUCUGCAGGACACCAGUGGUCUACCUACUGCCAAAGAUAGUUUUAAAGCUGAGGAGCCACCAAAAGAAAAACCAGACAUAGUGGAAGGUGCUCCCGUCUCAGAGGCUGUCACCUUAGAGAAAGAUGUUCAUGAUCCAGUUAUGGAAGAAUAUAUCAUAGAGGAAGUUUUAGGGGAAGAAAAGGGAACCAUAAAUCAAGAGAAAAAAGAGACUUCUGCCCCAAGUGCACAGGAAACUACAGUUACUGAAAGUGAACCUCAGCCAAAGCUGGAAGAGAAAGUAACCAUUCCUGACAGAGAAGCUGUAGUAAAAGAGAAUGAAGCCCCCAAAUUGAGAGAUGAAGAAACAGGUGUACUCCAGACCGCCACCAAGCAUUCUUUCUCCAAAGAAGAACAGAAAGUCCAGGAACACGCCACAGACAGGUUAACACAGGACACCUUCUCCACAAGUGUGGAACAAGAAGUUACAGAUCCAGCUGUGACCUCUAUGACUUUGGAAACACUUAUAACUGAGCCAGAGGCAAUAAGUGAAAAGAAAGAAACCCAGGAACUUUUUGAGGAGAAAGUUGCUGGCAGAGAUAAGGUUGAAGGAGCUGGGUCUGCAGCCGUAGCUGAAGUUGGCAUGCCAUUUUAUGAAGAUAGGUCAGGAAUGUCCAAGUACUUUGAAACAUCUGCCUUGAAGGAAGAAGCAACAAAAAGCAUUCAGUUGGGCAGUGAUUACUAUGAACUGAGUGAUGCAAGAGAGAGCACCCAGGAAUCUCUUGAUUCUGUAUCUCCCAAGCAUCAGAAUGGUGAUAAGGGACUUCAGGCAGGAAAAGAAUCCCAGCCCAGUGCUCCAGCACAGGAAGCAGGGUACAGCACUCUCGCACAGAGUUAUCCAUCUGAGUUACCUGAAGAACCAAGUUCUCCUCAAGAGAGAAUGUUCACCAUUGAUCCAAAAGUUUAUGGGGAAAAAAGAGACCUUCAUAGUAAGAAUAAGGAUGAUUUGACACUUAGCAGAAGUUUAGGGCUUGGUGGUAGGUCUGCAAUCGAACAAAGAAGCAUGUCUAUCAACUUGCCUAUGUCUUGCCUGGAUUCCAUUGCCCUUGGGUUUAACUUUGGUCGGGGUCACGAUCUUUCUCCUCUGGCUUCUGAUAUUCUAACCAACACCAGUGGAAGCAUGGAUGAGGGGGAUGAUUAUCUUCCACCCACCACACCUGCUGUGGAGAAAGCCCCUUGCUUUCCAAUAGAGAGCAAAGAGGAAGAAGAGAAGACUGAGGAAGCAAAAGCUACUGGAGAACAAAAUACUCAGGCUGAGACAUCCAGUGAGUCACCCAUCCUAGCCAAAGAAUAUUACAAAAAUGGUACUGUCAUGGCCCCUGACCUGCCUGAGAUGCUAGAUCUGGCAGGCACCAGGUCCAGAUUAGCUUCUGUCAGUGCGGAUGCUGAGGUUGCCAGGAGGAAAUCGGUCCCAUCCGAAGCUGUGGUUGCAGAGAGUAGUACUGGUCUACCACCUGUCACUGAUGAAAGUCACACCGUUGUAAAGCCAGACAGUCAACUUGAAGACUUGGGCUACUGUGUGUUCAAUAAAUACACAGUCCCACUCCCAUCCCCUGUUCAAGACAGUGAGAAUUUAUCAGGAGAAAGUGGAUCGUUUUAUGAAGGAACUGAUGAUAAAGUUCGUAGGGAUUUAGCAACAGACCUUUCAUUGAUUGAAGUAAAACUGGCAGCUGCUGGAAGAGUCAAAGAUGAGUUCAGUGCUGAGAAAGAAGCAUCUCCACCAACCUCUGCUGACAAAUCAGGACUGAGUAGGGAGUUCGACCAUGACAGGAAAGCUAAUGACAAGCUGGACACCGUCCUAGAAAAGAGUGAAGAACAUGCUGAUUCAAAAGAACAUGCCAAGGAGAUAGAAGAAGCUGGUGGUAAAGUGGAGACUUUUGGAUUAGGUGUAACCUAUGAGGAUGCCACCACCCAAGAACUGACAACAGCCAAAGAUAAAUCUCCCGAGAAAGCAGAGAAAGGUCUCAGUUCAGUGCCAGAGGUAGCUGAGGUAGAACCAUCCACAAAAAUUGACCAAAUACUGGAUUUUACUGCAAAGAAAGGUGAACAGGGUCUGUUAGAUAUUAAAGUCAGUGACUUUGGACAGAUGGCUUCAGGGAUGAAUGUAGAUGCUGGGAAAGCCACAGAGCUUAAGCUUGAGGCUACACAGGAACUGACCCCCUCUUCCAAAGAAUCUCAGGAGGCAGAUGUAUUCAUGGGUGUUGAGUCUGGUCUCAUCAAAGAAUGUGUCAAAGCUAAUGAGACAGAAGUCAAAGAGAAAGUGGCAAAGCCCGAUUUGGUGCAUCAGGAGGCUGUAGACAAAGAGGAGUCAUACGAGUCUAGUGGUGAGCAUGAGAGCCUCACCAUGGAGUCCCUGAAACCCGAUGAGGGCAAGAAAGAAACCUCUCCGGAAUCAUCCCUGAUUCAAGAUGAAAUUGCUGUCAAAAUGUCCGUGGAAAUCCCUUGCCCACCUCCUGUUUCAAGGGUUGAUAUACUCACUGAUGAGACAGCUGAGGUCCACAUGGAAUUCAUUCAGCUGCCAAAGGAAGAAAGCAAAGAGACCCUGGACAUACCUGUCACACCUUCUGAUGUUACCCAGCCACAGCCUGAAACCAUUGUGUGUGAAUCAGCAGAAUCUCCGAGGGAGGAAGAGGAGAUCGAAGCUGGAGGAGAAUAUGACAAACUACUCUUCCGCUCAGAUACUCUUCAGAUCACAGACCUGGGUAUCCCAGGUAGUAGGGAGGAAUUUGUGGAGACCUGCCCAGGCGAACACAAGGGAGUGAUUGAGUCUGUGGUGACCAUCGAAGAUGAUUUCAUCACUGUAGUGCAAACCACGAUGGAUGAAGGAGAGUCAGGAUCCCACAGUGUGCGUUUUGCAGCCCUGGCACAGCCAGAGGAGGAAAGGAGGCCAUGCCCUCAUGAGGAAGAGCUUGAAAUAGAAGUGGCAGCAGAAGCCCAGGCGGAACCCAAGGAUGGCUCCCCAGAUGCUCCAGCUUCCCCUGAGAGAGAAGAGGUCGCAUUCUCAGAAUAUAAGACAGAAACCUACGACGAUUACAAAGACGAGACCACCAUCGAUGACUCCAUCAUGGAUGCCGACAGCCUAUGGGUGGACACUCAAGAUGAUGAUAGAAGCAUCAUGACAGAACAGUUAGAAACUAUUCCUAAAGAGGAGAAAGCUGAGAAGGAAGCUCGGAGACCAUCUCUCGAGAAACAUAGAAAAGAAAAACCUUUUAAAACCGGGAGAGGCAGAAUUUCCACUCCUGAAAGAAAAAUAGCUAAAAAGGAACCUAGCACGGUCUCCAGGGAUGAAGUGAGAAGGAAAAAAGCAGUUUAUAAGAAGGCUGAACUUGCUAAAAAAACAGAAGUUCAGGCCCACUCUCCCUCCAGGAAAUUCAUUUUAAAACCUGCUAUCAAAUACCCUAGACCAACUCAUCUCUCCUGUGUUAAGCGGAAAACCACAGCAGCUGGCAGUGAAUCAACUCAGGAUCCCAGUGCAUUUAAACAGGCAAAGGACAAAGUCACUAAUUCUACUUUGUCAAAGAUUCCUGCUUUACAAGGUAGUACAAACUCCCCAAGCUACAGCUCAUCCUACCCUAGCAAGGCUGAAAAGCCUUUCUGUUCUGGCAGUGUUUCAGUACAGCCCUCCUCAGCAGGCUCCACACACCGUUUGACAUGCCCAGAAUCAGGGAACAAGGAUGGAAUAAGCAAGAGCCCGGAAAAGCGCUCUUCGCUCCCGAGACCUUCCUCCAUUCUCCCUCCUCGCCGGGGCGUUUCAGGAGACAGAGAGGAGAAUUCCUUCUCACUUAACAGUUCUAUUUCUUCGGCAAGAAGGACCACCAGGUCAGAACCCAUUCGCAGAGCAGGAAAAAGUGGUACCUCAACCCCCACAACGCCUGGAUCCACCGCCAUCACCCCUGGCACUCCCCCAAGCUACUCUUCACGCACCCCAGGCACUCCUGGAACCCCCAGCUAUCCCAGGACCCCUCAUACACCAGGAACCCCCAAAUCUGCCAUAUUGGUGCCCAGUGAGAAGAAAGUCGCUAUCAUCCGCACUCCCCCAAAGUCCCCCGCUACUCCUAAGCAGCUUCGACUUAUUAAUCAACCACUGCCAGACCUGAAGAAUGUCAAAUCCAAAAUUGGAUCAACUGACAACAUCAAAUACCAGCCUAAAGGGGGUCAGGUUAGGAUUUUAAACAAGAAGAUUGAUUUUAGCAAAGUUCAGUCAAGAUGUGGUUCCAAGGAUAACAUCAAACAUUCUGCUGGGGGCGGAAAUGUACAAAUUGUUACUAAGAAGAUAGACUUAAGCCAUGUGACAUCCAAAUGUGGCUCUCUAAAGAACAUCCGUCACAGGCCAGGUGGUGGACGAGUGAAAAUUGAGAGUGUAAAACUGGAUUUCAAAGAAAAGGCCCAGGCUAAAGUCGGCUCCCUUGACAAUGCUCACCACGUACCUGGAGGUGGUAAUGUCAAGAUUGACAGCCAAAAGUUGAACUUCAGAGAGCACGCAAAGGCCCGUGUAGACCAUGGGGCUGAGAUCAUUACACAGUCCCCAAGCAGAUCCAGCGUGGCAUCACCCCGGCGACUCAGCAACGUCUCCUCUUCUGGAAGCAUCAACCUGCUCGAAUCUCCUCAGCUUGCCACUUUGGCUGAGGAUGUCACUGCUGCGCUGGCUAAGCAGGGCUUGUGAAUACUUCUCCCUUAGCACUGGAGUAAUAUUAGGCAUGAGCUCUUGGCGGGAGUGGGCUCUGAACAGGUGUCAUAUUCAUUCUUUACAACUAUAGAUAAAUAAUCUCAUGCCCAAACUGUAGUAAUUGUUACAAUUUUAUAAUAAAAUGAAUAGUAUAUGGAGAAAUUGACCUGAUUUCCAUCUGCAACAGGAACACAUGGCUUUACAUGGGUACAAUUGGACAAUUAUUUUCGCUCUGCUCUGUUUUGCAUGGAGUAUUAUGUUUUUUUAAAAUUGCAUUUUUACCUUUCAUGUGCCUGAAGGCUAUCCAAUACAUUCUGAAAGGCCUUGUUAAAAAUCCAAGAUGUUCAUUUCACUCUUCUGUUUCUGGUUGGAAAAAUAAAAACUGCCCAUUUUCACUUAUUACAGGUUCAGUGAAAUCAAAGAGUCUGAUUGCAGGAAGGGAAGCGCAUGUAGGAAACACAUUUUUAGAAGUGUUAUUUUAUAUAAAUGGAAAGAAAGUUGCAACUAAGUUAUUAACAUUUGGGACCUGGAUGAUUAUACCAGAGUAUGUCAAUCCGAUAAAUUAUUUAACUAACUAAAAACUAGAUUCAAAGCAUUUGACCUGUGCUUGAGGAAGUGGUGUCAGAAUGUGUCUCCUAGGAAUGAUGCAUUUCUGUCAGGAUGGACAUGUGUCUGAUUAGAGUGUCAGUUGAUUGGGUAGAUUUAUGUCCACACAACCAGUUUCAUACCCCCUUCUGUCUGUUUGAUACAGUAUUAUAGAUAUAAAUAUAUAUAUAUAUUUCUCUGUGGCCAUUUGUGAUAUUUCCUCAUAUACUUGAAUAUUUUACUUCUUUAUUCACAGUAUCUGUGUCUCCUGAACCUUUGGUGUUGCAGUUUUAAGUAUGUGACAGUAGAUGUUAGCAGGGUUCUCUCCCUAUUUAAAAAAAAAAAUACAUUAAAAAAGAUUUAGCAUGAAAUUGCUUUCCGUAACAACUCAAAGCUGUAACCCUGUUUUAGUGCCAGAAACAUGUCUCUCCCGUGAUGCUAGAAAAUUUUAUUUUUCUUUGCUUUCACCACCAUGGAGUUUGUGGGGGUGGGUCCAGUUAUACAUAAAAAGGGUUUACAGACUGUUGGUUUAAAGAGUAUAGACUUAUCUCUUGUUUAAUCACUGAGUAGUUUGGAUUUUAUUUCUUUAAUCAUUCGUGAAACUGACUUCUUAAGAUUUUUUUCCUUCUGUUUCAUUUCUUUUUCCAUUUGCUAAAGUUGAAAAUAACACUAGUAAUUUCGGACAUGUUUUUCCAUUCCUCCAAACAGUACCUAGUUCAUUAAAUUCACUGAUAGAAGAUAUUUGACUUUCUUACCCAAAGUAAAGAUCCCUUGAGCAGAAAGAAAAAAAAUGCAACAUAUUAAGAAGCCCAGAUAUAAAAACAUUGAGACACAGAUAUCUAAAUCAGUUUUUCUUUCUAUGAUUCCAGCAUCACAGUCUGUACAGAAACAUGGUGUGACUUAUUUAGCAGUAGAUAACAUUUGUUCUCACUUUAUGUACAGUCUAUGAAUCACAAAUCAGUUAAUUCCAUUUACAAAUCAAUGACCCAAAUAGAACAAAGCAUUACCAAACUGGAUGGACAUAUUUCAGUAUUUUAUUUGUUCUUUUUCUUGCUCAGGGCUGGUAGGCUGACUCUGAAAAAUUAAAGACAAAAUGUUGGCUAUGUCUUUGAUGUCUGUGAGCCAAAUCAAGUCCUGCACAUGAAGGGCAAGAUGAUGAGCAGGAACUGAACAGGGAGGUGUAGGAGCAUCUAAGACAAAAGGCCAGAUGAUGCAAGGGCAGAGAGACGUCGGUGGCAUUUGGGUGAUCCAUUCAACAUGGGUCAGUGUGAUGGCCACAGGGAAAACCCAGCAUCAAACCAAACCAUUCUCAGCUAAGGGGAUGACAUAGGAAAAGAUGCUUUCAUUUAUAAACCAGAUAGUUUUGAGAAAAAAAAAAAAACUUUAAAACUACUGAGUAAUGUCUAUUUUUCACUUUGGACAAUUCAUUCAUUACCUUAUCUUGAAAUGCACAAGAAAUGGAAAAAGGAACAAUUGUGUGUGGAGACAUACAGUAUUAUCUUACAUGUUUUGACUGUGGUUGAUAGAGGUUAAAGUUAUCUAGAAAAAGGGAAGCUAAUAGGCAGUUAGGUUCUAACCUGUGAGGAAAAUAAUUUCAACCUAGUUUAUUAUAAAAUUUAAGACUAAGAGAAUAUGUUCUAAGCGUGAAAAUUCAAUUUCUGAUAAAUAUGUGUUGAAAAUAAAUUAUAUAAGGCCCAAAGUUAAUAUAUUUGGCAUUAAAAUAUUUAUUUCUAGUAACAAUAAAAUUAUCAUGAAUCUAAGUCCUCAUUUUAUAUGAAAUGUGAGUCUGUGUAAAGUUUAUGAAAGGAAACUGAAAUUUUGUGCCAGACAGAAACACACAAGCUAAAAACGCCUUCUUAUGGGGAUGUGGGAUGGAGCCAUCUUACCUCUACUCUUAAGAUAACGACUCAAAUUAAGCUUUUUGGACACCACUUCUGUGGGGACACACACGCUGAUCUAGAAAUGAAAGCUUCAUAGUUCCAUUUCUAGAUCUACUAAUGCCAGUUUCUCUCUGGCUUUAGCCUUUGAGAACCUGUUUAAGAAUACACAAGUAAUCCAGAGCUCUGAAGAGUACAAAGGCCAACUUCUCCAGUGAACUCACUCUCUCUGGGUCUCCUGCACCUGAAAAUUGGGUACCUUAUAACACUGCAGGAAAGAUCCGAGUUUAUGAUGAGUUUCAAAGGCCAUGUUCGUUUAGGAACUAACUCUCUCUGGAUCCACCUGCUGAGUUCCAGCAGGGUAAUGGGCCAGAAUCCCACCCAUAGGAAGGAUGCCUGUGUAACUACAGCUCAGUUUGGCUAAAGGUGGCUGAAGGAAGAGUUUCGUUAAAUAGAAGCAUAGACUGAUGUAGCUGGGCUUCUCCACACUUGCUCAUACAGAAAUACGGUAGAAAGGUAUUAUCAUCAGUCCAAAAGGGACAUCAUGUCAGUAUUAUUAAAGAUGGUUGACUCAAACUAGCUUCCAUUUAUAGUUUUUCUCUUAUUUUUCAUGCCACAGGAGGAAAGUAAACAGUGGUAGAUGUAGCAAAGACAAAGUAGGUUCUUGACAAGGGAAGGCUAAAUCAGCACUGAUGUUUGUAUUUUUACACCUAAUUUUUAACUUGGAUGUGUAGGUUAAGGCCAAGUCCCUCUGCAAGAAAAAGUUUUUUUUCAAGCUCCAAAAAUUCCAAUCACAAAAAUCCACUUCAACUUUAGCAAAAAGAAAAUAAAAUCAACAAAAAUAGUAUACUCAACUUGGAUGUGUAGGUUAAGGCCAAGUCCCUCUGCAAGAAAAAGUUUUUUUUCAAGCUCCAAAAAUUCCAAUCACAAAAAUCCACUUCAACUUUAGCAAAAAGAAGAUAAAAUCAACAAAAAAGUAUACUCUGUAUGCUGGGUUUCCAAUGUUCCAACACACCACUACAAAUCUGUGGGGGGAGGGUCUUUCUUCUGAUAAUUCUAGAGCCUGUUACCAUAGGAAGGCAUUUCUUCAAUGGCUGGUUGUAGUUAGUUCAUGUUUUUCAAUCAAAUUUGCAAAUGUAUUUGUUGCUGUAUAGUGAUUGUUUUGCAAAAUAAAAUUGCUUGUCACCUAA